GGCUACCAAAGCUGACAUUAAUUUUUCCUUCAAGCUUGGUAGCAGCAAUGAAGUAAACAGCCAUGUGCAUUCCUCUACUCUAUAUUUAACUACAGCGGUUUGUGCAGGAGAGGUCUGCAAGAGGAAGGAAUUGUGGUUCUUUAUAGAAGCUCCUGGCUUGGGGGAGAGAGAGCAGCUAUCUGAGUGGGGUGUCCCUGGCUCAUCUUGGGCAGAGGGCCUUUCUCUUUGUGAGCCAAUCCAAGGCCAUCAUGCCAGCCUCUCAAAGCAGGUCCCGGGCACGGGACCGAAAUAAUGUUCUGAACAGGGCUGAAUUCCUGUCACUGAACCAGCCUUUAAAGGGGGCUCAGGAGAAUAGGAGCUCAAGCAGGAAGACGACAGGCCCAUCUGUGCAGGCCCCGCCACCGAAUGAGGGGUCCAAGGAGCGGAGGCAGUCCCAGCAGCUGCCCGAAGAGGACUGCAUGCAGCUAAACCCAUCCUUCAAGGGAAUUGCAUUCAACUCCUUGCUGGCUAUUGACAUCUGUAUGUCCAAGAGGCUGGGUGUCUGUGCCAACCGAGCUGCCUCCUGGGGCAGUGCCCGCUCUAUGGUCAAACUCAUUGGGAUCACAGGGCAUGGGAUCCCUUGGAUUGGGGGCACCAUUAUCUGCCUGGUGAAGAGCAGCACUCUUGCAGGGCAAGAGGUCCUAAUGAAUCUGCUGCUGGGGGUUUAUAUCUGUGAUUUCAAACUUCCUGACAUACCUGCUCUGCUCUUGGAUAUCAUGACUGUGGCUGGAAUGCAGAAGCUCAUCAAACGACGAGGCCCUUAUGACAUGAGCCCAGGCCUCCUAGACUACCUCACCAUGGACAUCUAUGCCUUCCCAGCUGGCCAUGCCAGUCGAGCUGCCAUGAUAUCCAAGUUCUUCCUCAACCACCUUGUGCUGGCCGUCCCCUUGAGGAUCCUUUUGGUGCUCUGGGCCUUCUGUGUGGGCUUGUCAAGGGUUAUGAUUGGGCGGCAUCACAUCACUGAUGUGGUCUCUGGCUUCGUUAUUGGCUACUUCCAAUUCAAACUGGUGGAGCUGGUCUGGAUGUCCUCUAACACCUGCCAGAUGUUGAUAUCCAUCUGGUGAACAGCACUGUUGCACCUUGACCUUUUCAAGAGAGAUGAAGAAUAGAAAACAACCCUUCAGUGAAAAGGAGUUGGAGCCCUUCUGCCUUGAAUAUAUUAUUAGAUCCCCGUUUUAUUUCCCUGUCAUGUUUGGUGGCCAGUAUCCACAGGUUAUCCCAGCCAUAAUCUGGGGGCAGAGGUUCUUGAGAAAUACCAAUUUCCCCACCUUUCCCCAAAAUACCUAGAGUUACUUUGGCUUUCCCUCAUCAUCUCAAACCCAGUGGAGUUUCAACAUGUCAGAAUCAAUAUUGCUAAGCUCCUGCUUAUAGAGAUGUCAGAGCAAAAGUCAAGCAGAAAAGUAGGUGGUUUCUGGUAUUCACCUUUUGUUGUUACUGUGGUCAAGUUUUUGGCAGGUGCCUGUAAAUCUCAGGCCCCAAUCCUCCAAGAAAGGUCCCAUCAUCCUCUUUUGAUGUGUGGGCCUGACCAUCAGCACUCACCAUAGAUGGAUACUCAAGCCAGCACUGGAGCUCAGGCAUUUGGCGAGCCAGCUAGAGAAGCUCUUUUCUGCAAGCCCAGUCUCCAGCUGGCUUUUCCUGGGGCGCUCCUGCAUCCUGGCAUUUGAGAAGGCCAGUGCUAGCCCACCCUGCUGUACUCAGAAAGUUAGACUAGACAAAGCACUGGCCAGCGUCCAGUAGUAUCCAGCGCUGCUUUGGCCCCCAGGGGCCGGAUUCUGUGUGACCUAAUAGGUCUUUUCCAAGUCAAACUUGUAUAAUUCUGUAUUUCAUGUGACAAUAUAUACAAUAUGCAAAUGA
This is a messenger RNA of Phascolarctos cinereus (koala), 1893 nucleotides long. It is a transcript of the gene PLPP7, whose product is annotated as phospholipid phosphatase 7 (inactive). Gene Ontology annotation, molecular function: sphingosine-1-phosphate phosphatase activity. Lineage: Eukaryota; Metazoa; Chordata; Mammalia; Diprotodontia; Phascolarctidae. The record is from RefSeq and is a predicted model, not a curated record. Gene Ontology annotation, cellular component: nuclear envelope.